Molecule: messenger RNA, 1599 nt
Organism: Colletotrichum gloeosporioides
Lineage: Eukaryota; Fungi; Ascomycota; Sordariomycetes; Glomerellales; Glomerellaceae
Product: MFS transporter prlL
Exons: 6
Coding region: 1-1599 (532 amino acids)
Biological process (GO): transmembrane transport
Cellular component (GO): membrane
Molecular function (GO): transmembrane transporter activity
Source: RefSeq, a predicted model, not a curated record
AUGGCCGACUUGAAGGACAUAUCGACGCCGACUCAGUCACUGCCAGACCAUGGCGAGCCCAGCAAAGCAGACGGGUUGACUUUCGCCAGGCGCGGAGAGCAAGUAGACGAGACCACGGCAGUCAGCGAUGUCUCCGGCUUCGACGCUGAGCGCAUGCGGGCACGGUCACUUCUCACUGCCGCGGAGGAGAAGGCCCUCAUGAGGCGCGUCGACUUCCGCAUCAUGACGAUUUGCUCGCUGUUGUUUCUGAUGAAGAACAUCGACGCCGAUAACAUCUCAAACGCGCGAAUCAUGAAUAAGGGGACUUCUAGGAACAUUAUGACGCAGUUGGGCAUGACCUCGGAUGAGUACAACCUGCUCAACGUUUUGUACUAUGUCCCAUACAUCGUUCUUGAAGCGCCUUCGAACCUGUUGUUGAAGAAGUUCAGACCAAGUGCUUGGCAAUCAAGGAUCAUGAUCUCGUGGGGUAUUGCUCUGCUUUGCCAUGUGCCCGUGAGCAACAAGGGCGGCAUUUAUGCAACACGGUUCAUCCUCGGAGCAUUUGAGGCUGGAAUGUUCCCAGGAGUUAUUCUUCAGAUGACAUAUUGGUACAGACCGGAUGAAAUGUCUAUCCGUCUAUUGUAUUUCUACGUUCUAGGAAAUCUGUCUGGGAUCUUCAGCGGUAUUCUAGCCUUUGCUUUCGACACGGUUUCCGGUAGCAGGGGGCUAUCAGGGUGGCAGUGGCUAUUUCUGGUGGAAGGCCUUAUCACGAUCGUACUGGGAACAGCUGUCUACUUCUUACUUCCUGAUUUCCCACCGACCGCGAAAUGGUUGAGCGACAAGGAAAAGGCCUUCAUACAAGCCCGACUACCAGCGAACGCGCCGAGGGCCGAGGAGAUGAACUUCAAUUGGAGUGAAAUCGUUGACUCGCUUAAGGAUCGUCGACUCUGGCUAUUCACGGCCAUUUGGGCUACUUUCACCGUCGGGACUUCCGGAGUCCGCUUCUACCAGCCAACCGUUAUCGCAAACCUCGGAUUCACCACGAUUGCCAGGGCUCAGCUACUCAACCUGCCGAUCUCCAUACUAGCAAUCUUUGUUAUUGGCGUCACCGGCUUCUUCGCAGACAAGGGUCUCAUUCCAAGGCCCCUGUACCCUCUUGGAGUUUUCGCCGUCAUUCUUGCCUGUUAUGGAGUUCUCGUUGCGUACCCCUCCAACGGCGCCGUAUAUGCUGCGACCCUCAUCGGGAAUGCCUUCACUGCGGCCUUCUUCCCGCUUAUGUGGCCCUGGCGUGUACAAACAACUUCUCGAGCUACAGGAUCUGCGUUCAGUAUCGGGUUUGUGAACAGUUACGGCCAGAUUGGUGGCGCCAUCGGCCCUCAGAUUUUCAGAUCGAAAUACGCGCCGCGUUAUCAAACCAGCUUUGCUGCUGCAAUGGCGUUAGUCGGCUGUUGUGCCAUCAUCACCUGCAUAACGUGGUGGGUUACGAGGAAGACGGAGUCGGAUACUCGUCGGUUGAAGAGAGCAAGAGUUCGCGCCGAGAGGGAAGGGCUAGCUGUGCUUGACGAUGUGGUGGAUCGUGACUUGAACAAGAAGCGUAGCGAUGACGAGGAAAGCGCCUAA